GGUAAAUAGGGUGUAGGACGCCCUAUUUGAGUCAAAUGUUUUUUCCUUUUCUUUCCUCAAUCAUGCCGCAAUUGGUCGUCGCCCAAUCAUUGGCAUUAUUUCCGAGGAGGCAGCCUGGCGGGUUCACCGAACAAUUCCAAGCAAAUUUCAAUUCAGACCCCCCAAACCGGGCCACCACAAAAUUCACCUUCUUUCCCACAACUAAUUCCAGGGAAUCAUUCCCCCCUCUUGCACUAGGCUCUGCCGCACCCUCAUAUGCACUCUACGCACUGCCACACAAUUGAUGCAAUAAUUCAGAAAGCCUCUUGGUACUGUGAAAUCGAUCCAACGCACUGUAGGUACAACAGCCAUCUAUAAGUUACAUCUCACCGCCUUGUGAAUUACCACUUAAUACAACGAAAAUUUACCACCUUUACUGGCUGCACCCCAAGCGCUGGCGAAGUACAAUUACGUCGCCAAUGUCAACAUGCUUCUAAAUCCGUAAUUUAAACCCGUAGCCGUAGAUUGGCCGCGUUACUAGAAUCGCUCAGGUCGCUCAAAUCUUUAUUAUAUUCAUGGCAACGAUAUCAGCGAUAGAAAAUGGAGCCUGACCGAUGCAUCGAUUAUUGAUGGCACGACGAUAUUGUUUAGUAGCGAUGGAAGGUAGGUACUUCGUAUUCAGUGCUGAGCGGCAGAAUCGUAGAUGUACC
This is a messenger RNA of Lasiosphaeria miniovina, 689 nucleotides long. RefSeq lists its product as uncharacterized. The transcript has a single exon. NCBI's taxonomy places the organism in Eukaryota, Fungi, Ascomycota, Sordariomycetes, Sordariales, Lasiosphaeriaceae. The coding region runs from base 36 to 284 and encodes 82 amino acids. The record is from RefSeq and is a predicted model, not a curated record.